Ustilaginoidea virens is the source of this 405-nucleotide messenger RNA. RefSeq lists its product as uncharacterized. Lineage: Eukaryota; Fungi; Ascomycota; Sordariomycetes; Hypocreales; Clavicipitaceae. The transcript is spliced from 3 exons. The record is from RefSeq and is a predicted model, not a curated record. Bases 1 to 405 code for a protein of 134 amino acids.
AUGAUGCAGUGGAUGGCAUCGGGCCUCCUCGGAGUAGGGAGUAGGGUCAAGACUCUUCAGCAUCCCCUGUUGGCCUCCAAGGGGUGGGAUGGGCGGGAACGAAGCCGCCUGGUUACCGGUUUGAUGUCAGCUUGCUUUCCCAAGUCUUGCCGAAAUCAUAUCGGGACUCGGGCAAGCAUGGACUCGACCACCCUGCUUCAUACCCAUCCAUCAUCGAUAUCGCCUGUGCGGGUGCAGUCUUGGCAACAUGAUGCCGUACGUGCUAGAUGCGCUCGCAAGACAAUCGGCACCUCACCCCGCGAACCCAAAACCCAUGUUUACCGCGCGACUUUCAGCCUCGGAGGGGCUCCUAUCCGCCUUCCCCACGCCCUGGCGAUAAUUUCUUUAGCCAUCAUUGCCGCAUAA